Molecule: messenger RNA, 3613 nt
Organism: Drosophila ananassae
Lineage: Eukaryota; Metazoa; Arthropoda; Insecta; Diptera; Drosophilidae
Exons: 2
Coding region: 335-2419 (694 amino acids)
Molecular function (GO): endonuclease activity; protein binding
Source: RefSeq, a predicted model, not a curated record
AACAUCAAAAAGGGGGCAUCAAAAAUGAAUAAACAUAAAUCGUAUUUUAAAAUUGAUAAAAUUUUUUAUCUCAGUUAAAAAGUUAAAUCUUAUCAGAUAUUAAUUAUUAUGGAAUAUUUAAUAUGAUUUAAACAUAAAAAGCAUAAACAAAUUAAAUUAAAAGUUAAAAUAUCCAAGAGUGACCAGCUUAAAAAUAACAUUUCAAAAUAAUAUCGAUUAUUCGGGAGAAACAAAACAUCGCCAUAAUAUUAUUAUUUUGGAAACAUCAAGAGUGCAUAUUGCAAUUAGAGAGAGAGACAGUGCAUGGGGAAAAAUCAAUUAGGGACCAGCAGCGAUGGAGCAGCGUGCAAAUUUCCUAGCACUGACCCUCCUGGACGCGUUGGAGGAUGAGAACGAGGCGGACAUCAUGUCCAUGCUGGACAGGAACAGCAUCAACGCUGGCGUCGUGCCUUGCGAGCGUGGACUGGCUCCCCUGCACUACGUCUGUGGCAUGCGUAACGAGGAUCUGGCCAAACGGAUCCUUGUCCGAUUCCUAGAGUGCCCCGAUCUGGACGUGGAUGCCCUGUGCGACGGCAGGACUACGGCUCUGCACAUCGCCAGCAUCUACGGACGUGUUGAGAUUGUAAGGAUGCUCCUGGAGCGCGGAGCUCGAGCUGACCUUGCAGACGAGGAGAACAAACUGCCAGUCCAUUACGCCAUUGAGGAGUGCCACUUUGAAGUCCUUCAGCUCUUGAGGGAUCACAUUUUCCAACAGAAGCGGAAGAAGAAGUUGCAGCAGGAGUCACUAAGCACUCCCAAUCAGCUGAAGUAUAAUCACGACGUCACCUCUCCCUACUACAUAAACAUUACCCACAGGCGGAAUCGGCCGCAGCCCAAGUUUCCGGAUGUUAGCAAUGAUCUCCACAGUAUUCCGCCGCUGCCAGACGAGGAGUCUGUGAACCUGUUUUCGCUCACAGAAGCCCAUCUCACGCAGCUGAUUCAGAGCCAGCAAGACCGACAUACCGAGGAUCCUGAUCACCCCAAGCAGCGAACGCUCAUCGAGAGCUGGCGGGAAAAGGUGAAUCGUUCUCGUGCCCGUCAGUCCCUUCUCAAGCAGUACGACGAGCAUGUGGAGGCACUGGUGGAUGAGGCCCUCGGCCAGGAUGACUUCAACUACAAACAGCACGUACAGCAGCAGCUGCGCGUGGAGGAAAACUCCGAGGAGGCAACGGAAGAAGCAUCCAGCUCCGGACGGCAGGUGUUCGAGCAGCUGGUGGAGCAGGUCGCCCAAGCAGUGAUUGUGGAGCCCGAGACCGAGCCCAGUUUCUUCACCGCCACCGAAGACUUGGACAGUUCGCGGCAGCGACAGGAGGAAUAUUUCCUGCAGAUCAAGGAGGCCUAUGUCCACACGGACGACGAGAACGGAUUGGUCUUCUACGAGGCCAAAUUUCUGCAAAACGGAGAUGGCCGGAAGCCAGUUAGUGUGGAACCUGCGGAGAAGACCCCUGACCUCGACAGUACAGUCAGCACUAAUGUGACUCUGCCGCUCGACUAUGAGACGGAUGCCCUACGCCGAGAGCUUACCCAGCUGGGUGCUCCGGUCGGUCCAAUUACAAAGACCACCAAGCGCCUCUACAUCAAACAGCUUAUCAAGUACAAGAGGAACACGGAUGCACUGAUGGCCGCCCAGAAGCAUGCCCAGGACUCGCAGAUUCGUUACUCCGUGGAGUUGCAUCGUACGCUGCGCUCGCCGGAGGAUUUCGCCAAGAUCAGUGACUACAUGCCGCACGAGGCCGUCUCCGCGCAGCACUUUGCAAAGUGCAACCUGCCGAAGAAGAGUUUGCGGGAGGGACAUCUGAAGCAGAGCUUCAUUUACAUGCUGAUCGAUCCGCGAAUAUCACGGAAUCUGCCUGGAGAAAGCGCUUUCCUGGACAAGUUCGAUAUUUGGCAGCGGUUCCUGGACUCCAUAUUUUACGUCGGAAAGGGCAAGACCUCGCGUCCCUACGCGCAUCUGUACGAUGCCAUGAGACAGCACACCCGGCUCCACCAGCAAAGGAACAAGGCGAAGAAAGGAGAACGUCCUGGGGGAUUCCGCACCCUGCAGCCGGAAGUGUUUCGAUCGCCACCCCCGGCGGAUGCCAAGAUGGGAAGCGAGAAACUGGAUCGGAUAUUGAGCAUUUGGCAGCACGGAAGUGGCGUUGUCUGCCUGCAUGUUUUCCACAACAUCAUGCCCAUUGAUGCCUAUACCCGAGAGGCGUCCAUCAUUGAUGCCCUGGGACUGGUGCACCUGACCAACAUGAAGCGCGGCGACUACUACGGCCCGGCACAGUCCUGGACGAUGAAACAGAAGAAGCAGCUGGGCAUCGCCCUGCUCUACAAGGCCAUGCACAUCUAUUUGUCGGAAGGAGAGUCCCAGCUCUCGCCCAGUGACCUUCUCUGAAGGGGGGUUGGCUCUGGGAACCGGUACAAAGUUCGCAAAAAGUUCAAAGCUUGAUCUCAAGAAUGUUGUGUUAGAAUUUAUUCAAAAAUCGAAUCUCUCAAGUAUAGGCUUUAAAAGGCAGGCACUGUUUUCACCCGCACCUACAAUUUUCAAACAUUUUGCUUUAAUGCUAAGUUAAGCUUAAAUAAAUAUUUAAAUCAAUAAAAUAAUAUAUUUUUUAAUGAAAGGUAGAGGGUAGAUAGUUUAUAGGUAAGAGUUUUGUAGGUAAAAUUGAUUUUUUAAUAAUUCUCAGGUGGAUGUAAAUAGAAAAUAAUUGUAUCUAGUCAUCAAAAAUAAAAUCUACCUGAAAAAUCGAUUAAAUAAAAUGAAAUGUAUUUAAAAUUAAAUCAAUUCGUUUAGUAUUUUAUUAAAAAGGUGCUAAAUUAUGCCAAACCAUUAAAAUCCCCAUUGGCGCCAUCCCCCAAAAGCCUCUCUUUUUCUUUUGUUUACUUUUUGAAGCCCAAUGAAGGACGUCUUAUAUAGUCCUUUUUAUCCGUCUAAAAAGGAAAUACUAGUUUAUUUUUUAUUAAGAAAUAUAAAGAAAGUAAAAUAAGCAAGGUUGUACCUUUGGGGGGAGUUGUUCUUUAUACUUCUUUUGUUUCACAUCAAAUUAAAUAAAUAUUUUAAUAAAUUUUAUAAAAACCUAACAAAUAUGAAUUAUCCUUUGUAAGCUCAAGUCCUUGCUGCAAUCUGCAUCUUGCAACCUACCAUCAAAGGUAGAGCCCAAAAGCAUGCUGUAUCUUUGUGGUGGUUGCGUUCUGUUACGUGUAUGCUGCCUUAUAAUUCGCAACCGAUUCUGGCCGCUCUCGAAUGGAGUAAGCCAGCCGUACUGGCAUUCGUUAUCUUUGCGCAGUGGCAAUACCGUAACCGAUGAAGUUCUACUGAGGUGCGGUUAUUGCUAGUUGAAAACUUUAACCAAUACCCCGCCAUGGGGACGUGAAAUACCGUCCACUACGGCAAUUUUUGCAAGCCCGAGAGGGCUAAUUGAUUAAUAAAUAUGAAUAAUGGGAAUGUUGAUGGGUGAAGUAAAGGAGUUUGUCUUAAGGGCAUCAUAAUUAAAGCUCACUGUCCGUGUUGAGUUCCACGGGCCUCCGCUUGUACUCGAUAUCUGGCCAGGACAAGGUAGAGGAGAUAUUCGCCAAGGACAACACAGAG